AUGACGAACGAGAGCGAACUCGUGGCGCGGCGAGGGCGGUCGUCGGACGACGGUGAGGCGUCGCCGACGCGACACGCGCGACCGAGGAUGGAAAACGCGUCGAGCGACGUCGUGAAUCGAGACGGCGGGCGAACGAGCGUCGAUCACGGGUCGAGCGCGCGCGGGACGUCGACGAACGAUGCGACGUACGUGAAGAUCGCGCCCAAGGAACGUCAAGGGGUCGCGGUGGGGCCGAAGACCCAGCCCGGGGCGUUCGCCAUCGCGACGCGUCAGGCGGCGGAGGAGGAGAAACGCGUGUACGAGAUGAGAAGGACGUCGUGGGAGGCGCUGUCGAGGGAGGCGAAAGAGAAGUGUGCGCAGGGGACGCUACGGGACGUGUGGUUGCGCGAGCGUCUGCACGGGAUCACGAGAAGGACGCACGAAGACGAGCGCGCGGCUCUCUUGACGGACUACUUCGCCGACCACGAGGAUCGAGUAGCAAUCGAGGGUGUUGACGACGUACGGCGAGGGAUGACUCACAAGGAGUUAAGAGUCUUGAUCGAUAGGGUUUGUGAAAAGGAUAUGCCCGAGUGGGGCGUGCGCUCGCACGGGAGGCGGAUCGCAGUGGUCGUCCCGAACGGUCCAGAGCUCAUGACGGCGCUUCUGUGCGUCUUACAGAGGCACUGUGCGGUGCCCAUCAAUCCCGUGACGACGCAGGAAGAGGUCGAGGCGGAAUUGCGAAGCACGCGGGCGAAAGUGCUGAUGUAUCAACGCGACGGGGGUAAGGGUGACGUGAAGAUGCGUCGAUUGUGCAAAAAGCUCAGCUUGACGCCUCUGAUAAUCACGCCCAGCGCCACCGUGGCAGGAGACUUCACAAUCACCGGGGAUCCGUACGGAUUAGCGACCGAAGACGAUCCGUUCGGAAACGACAAAGAUUUGAUGGAACCGGAGCGACUAGCGCUCAUUUUGCACACUUCUGGAUCCACGGGAAAGAAGAAGGUCGUGCCCAUUGCCAUGAGUCAAGUGAUCAUUGGCGCCGCUGCGCUGGCAGCAUCGUGCGGUUUGGAUGAAGCAGACGUCUGUUGCAACUUCAUGCCACUGUUCCACGUCGGUGGUAUUCUGCGGAACGUGAUCGCACCGAUCAUGUCGGGCGGCACCACAGUGGCCAUGCCUUUCUUUGACGUCGAUAGCUUCUGGGAAGUGCUCAGCUCAAAAAAGUGUACAUGGUACUACGGCGCACCGACGAUGCACAUGCUUAUCACCAAGUCUGCAGAAAAUUUGCCAAAGAAUGAGAAAGGUGCCGUAAAGACAUAUAUUCGAUUCAUUGCUAACGCUGCUGGGCCAUUAAACCCGACGACCGCGGUCGAACUUAGACGAUUAUUUGGCAACGCCGUCAUUCUCCCGUCGUACGGGAUGACGGAGUGCAUGCCCAUCUCUUGUCCACCUAUGGGGUACGCUCUCGAGCGACCCGGCACUUCGGGUCGGUCGAUUGGUCCUGAAAUCGGUAUCAUCGACUCCAAGGGCGACAUUUGUCCGACGGGCACGGUAGGUAACAUUCACGUGCGCGGUCCGCUCGUGCUGACGUGUUACGAGGGUGAGGAACCGGGCUCCAGUGGCUUUGAGCCCGGUGGAUGGUUCAACACCGGUGACAUGGGUAUGAUGGAUGAUGAUGGAUAUCUUUACGUCACUGGGCGCUCCAAGGAAGUUAUAAACAGAGGUGGGGAGAUUAUAUCACCGAACGAGAUUGAAGACGUGUUGAUCACGCACCCGUGCGUCUCCGAGUGCAUUGCCAUUUCGGUUCCCCACGGAACACUACAGGAAGUGGUGGGCGUGCUCGUUGUUCCGACGAAAGGCGUGCAGGUUCCCGGUAUGCGACAAAUCAUACAGCACGUUGCGAAGCGAUUGCCUCCGUCGAAGUGGCCUCAGUGUCUGAUCUUGACAACGGGAAUUCCAAAGUCGAUCACUGGCAAGGUGAGCCGAAGCAUGAUUACGAAGCAACUUAGACUUCCUCAGCUCGAAGACGGUACACGGGAUCUAGAUGCGACUUUCGAAGCAGAUUUUGGGGAUAACGCCUUGUCGGGAGCACAAGUUCUGAAUGUUCACGACGCAGCGCCUCGAGUUGUGCAAGCACUUCUUCGUGUUCCGGGUGUCAAUGACGCCGGUGCGUGGACAGACUACACUGGCUCGGUCAUCGCGUGCGUGACUCCGAAAACGCUUGAUGCAUUAGCCGUUAGCCGUCACGCGACGCAGUACUUGCCGGGCUAUCUCGAGCCGAAAGAGAUCCUCACGCUCACGAGCAUUCCGCGAGAUAGCCGAGGGCAAGUCAACGAGUCAGAAGUGCGCGAAACGAUCCGAAAAGAUCUGAGUGACGUACCAACGAAUCCAGUCGAGGAGCUAAUUCGUCACCUCUGGGGGGAAGUUCUUGGCAUCGAUUCGAGCAUGGUUACCGUGAAGGAUGACUUUUUCCUGAACGGAGGUUCGUCCAUCGCCGCCGGGCAGUUGGCGGGCCUCAUUCGCAAAAAGUUUGACGUUCACAUUACGGGUGCUGAUAUGUUUGAACUUCGGACGAUUCAACGGAUUGGGCAGAUGAUCGAUAAACGCAGCAAAGAACCCGCGGGCGCGAGUGGAAAACCUGGUGCCAUCGUGAAACCCGUCGGUCCAGUCGACUGGGUGAAACCGAAACGCAGCAAUGGUUUGAUUCCGAGCGUGGUUCAACUCAUACCCUUGUACCUUAUUCGACCCCUGUACAACAUGAUGCGAUGGAUUCUCUUCUUGAUGUGUUGGUCGCACGUUUUUCAUUAUUUAGGCCCGAGCUUGCACUGGAUGCGUCGCGAGCACUUCAUGGCAAAGGCGCAAGAGUUUGGCACGCACAAGAUGCACUCGCACUUUUACAGUACAGUGCAACUCUUGUCCUUCUUCUGCGCCAUUCUUCUGGUGGGCAUCAUCGUGUCAGUCCUUUUCCCGCUGAGCGCGAUUGUUUUCAAGUGGCUCUUGCUCGGCAGACUGCAGGCGGGCUCAUACCCCCUGUGGGGACAGUACUACUUGCGUUGGUUCUUGGUGGAACAGAUCACGAAAAUCGCCGGUCUCGGCAUCUUCGAGCUGUCGCCUUGGCUUUUCACUUGGUACAUGCGUUUCAUGGGGGCGUCCAUCGGAUCCAACUCAUACGUGAGUCCAAAGGCGAACAUAGGCGAUUUCGAUCUGAUCACGAUCGAGAAGAACACGACGGUAGACGAGGGGUGCAACAUUCGUGCGUUUGAGGCUCGUCGCGGCGGCAUGCGCUUGUCGCCCAUCUUCAUCGGCGAGAGCUGUACGCUGUGCGUGCACGCCGUUUGCGGUCCGGGAGCAUACGUACCCGCUGGUUCAACUCUCGCGGCUUUUACGUCGUGGAGAGAAAUGGACCCGGCUGAAGUGAGACCCGUGAGUACAAAGACGGCGCAAAUGCACUCCGAAUCGCCAACGCUUGCUUCCAGAUUGUGCGUGGCUUUGCCCAUCGUUUUCAUGUGCUCGUUCGUUCGGUGGUUGCCGUGGAUCGUGGUGCUUCGCGUUGUGCAGCAGCACUCGAUUGGGGACAACUUGCUCACGCACGCCGGGAUGCGCAACUGGCGCGAUGAACUCAAUACGCUGGAUAACGACUACGACGCGCUCGAAGUGUUUGUCACGCUUCUUGGACGACUGAGCUGGCAAGAUUGCAUCGUUUGGUUCAUGGAUCCAUUUCGAUUAGGCUGCAUUACGCUCGCGCGAUUGAUGCACACCACGUGGGGGCCGUUCGUUCAAAUGUUGGCGAUUAUUUUUGUCAAGCGAGUCAUCAUCGGCAAAUUCCGCUCAGGUGGUUUACCUAACCAGCGGGCAGCGCGAGAAUGGGAGCUGACCCGUCGCUACAUAAUGAGGAAACUUUGCCCGAACGGCAAGUUCCACGGUCUCACGGAUUUAUUGGGCAAGCAUUACAAGUACACAAGCUACAUUUAUCGAGCGCUAGGUGCGACAGUAGGCGAGCGCAUUUUCUGGCCAGGAUCCGGCGUCAUCGUCGGCGACGGGAUGUACGAUCUUCUUCACAUCGAAGACGACGUCGUCUGGGGAUCGCGCUCUGCUGUUUAUCCAGCGGAUACGAUCGGAGCUCUUCCGAUUCGUAUUCGUCGGGGUGCGAACAUCGCUGACCGAUGCGUGAUAUUCGGAGGAGUCACCGUCAUGCCGAACGCUUGCCUUGGCUCUGGAAGUGUGGCUGCAAGAAAGAUGACUGUCGCUAGCGGAUCCAUUUGGGUCGGAAGUCGCAACGGUGUAGCGGUACAGCUUGAUCCAGGUGGAGCGUCGAGUAUGAUGGACGAAAGGCACACCGCGAAGCCAUUUGGUCGAGCGACUUAUCUCGGACAGGCAACGUAUCCCGUCGUUCCUUGGUGGUUAAUGCCAGUGAUUUGCAUCAGCGCGCAGUUAUUCAAAACCGCUGCGCACAUGAUUCCGAUCUACGCAUCGUGGUACGUCACGGCGUUCAUAACGAGGACAUAUCUCGGCGUCGAGUGGCAAUCGCUCGAAGCCUCGAGGUAUUUGCCAAUCUUGUUCGUUGUGUUCUUGUUCCUUCGAGGCGUGCACACAACGUUCAACCUGGUCAACUCCAUCUUCCUGAAGUGGUUGAUCAUUGGCAGGCGUCAUCCCGGAAGUUAUCCAUGGGACACCAGUUCAUACUGCUUCCGCUGGAAGCUGUGCGACAUCUUGAGCGACACGAGUGAUCUCAUGCUUCUGGCAGGGAGUGAACAUCUGUGUCGAUACUUCCGCUGGAAGGGAUCGCAAAUCAGCGCGAAUGUCUGCCUCUACCCAACUGGUGCUGACCCGCCGAUGCCGGAGCCUGACUUGGUCAAGAUCGGCGAGGGCGCGUGUAUCAACUUUGCGCACGUCAUUGCGCACACGAAUACGCUCGGAGCUUUCGCGCUCAACAACAUUCUCAUUCGUGAACGAGCGACACUCUGCAUGGAAUCCCGCGUCAUGGGUGGCACUUCUGUCGGGGCCGAUUCCAUUCUUCUCGAACACACACUCGCGAUGGUCGGCGACGACGUCGAGGGUGGUGGUAUUUGGCAAGGUUGGCCGGUGCAAAUGGUGCUCGCGGGACCUAAAAAAGUCCCCGCAGACGGAGACAAAAUGUCUGCCCCUCUUAUUCCAGGAGGGUCUAACACGUACGGUGCGAUGUAA
This is a messenger RNA of Ostreococcus tauri, 5157 nucleotides long. RefSeq names its product AMP-dependent synthetase/ligase. Gene Ontology annotation, molecular function: medium-chain fatty acid-CoA ligase activity. NCBI's taxonomy places the organism in Eukaryota, Viridiplantae, Chlorophyta, Mamiellophyceae, Mamiellales, Bathycoccaceae. The transcript has a single exon. The coding region runs from base 1 to 5157 and encodes 1718 amino acids. Gene Ontology annotation, biological process: fatty acid metabolic process. The record is from RefSeq and is a predicted model, not a curated record.